Messenger RNA from Lodderomyces parapsilosis, 1644 nucleotides. RefSeq lists its product as uncharacterized. Lineage: Eukaryota; Fungi; Ascomycota; Pichiomycetes; Serinales; Debaryomycetaceae. The record is from RefSeq and is a predicted model, not a curated record. The transcript has a single exon. Bases 1 to 1644 code for a protein of 547 amino acids.
AUGGACAAUAAUGAUUAUGAGUCAAUAAAUCUAGCAUCAACUCUCAAAAGUGAGCUAAAUGCAAAGUCGCCGAGUAGACAUUCCCUUUAUCAUCAAAAGGUUCCAGUUUCAGAGAGUGAAAGCUACGAUGAUGACGAAUUUGAACAUGAUCCCGAAGAGUUUAUAACAGAUAACCACAAUGACAUAAAAUACGAACAUAUCCAUCGAGAACAUAUAUUGCUUUACGAUAAACCAGACGAACAAUUGGCGGAAUCGAAUAAUACUUUGACAUUGGGACUGCUACAUCUAUCCGAGCUUGUGCCCCCGCUAGCAAACCAAAACUUCGAUGAACCAACAAAACAUCUUUCAGAACAAAUAAGAGAACUUGAGAACAACUUGGUCGAAUACUCACAAGUGUACAGUACACUUUUGAGAGAAGGAGACUCUAAUGUGGCCGAAAUUAGGUCAAAAGUUCUGCGAAUCUUUCAUCAAUUAUCCGAGUGCUACUUUUCAUUAAAUGAGCUAUACUCGAGGGAUGCAUCGUAUACAAAGUCUGUACAUACCUACUUUGACACCUGGAGACUGAAACGAGAUAGGAUUUUACAAAAAAUUCAGAGGACAAAGAGUGUUGAAAGUAAGCACGGUGCCAAGCUUGCUGGAUUAUUAAAUGAGUCUACUAGUGUUGAUAACGAAAUAAAAGAGCUUCAAAGUCGAAUAGCAGCAUUGAAUGAGAAGAAAUCGCUUUUGUCCAAAGAGAUAGAGGACACUACCAGUGUUUUGGAAAGUCGAACCGCUCUAUAUGGAGAAAACUUGCGCUACUUGGAACUGAGAGGGAAAGAAGUAUUGCUCGAGUAUUUACAGAACAACGGCUUACCCGAGUCUGACUUUACAUCUUUGAUCAAGGAGCAAGCUAUAGACCUUUCAUUUGAAUUUCCUAAAGAGUUAAACAACGUAAAGGAAAUUGAGAUGGAACAUGAAAAUGCUACUGCACAAUCCGCCACUCAUUCUACCUCUAUUCGCGAUUCCAAAACAGCUUCAUCUAUAGGGAUGAAGCCCUACGAACCACCUUUGGAACCGGCUCAUUUGCUUACAAAUGAUGACUCCCUACUAAAUCAUGGUCACGGUCCUACAGCAUUUGAAAAAGGGUACGCUAUUGGUGCUCAAAAUUCAAGAAUCUUUAAAAGUCAAGUUCAGAGCCUCAUUCACAAAGUUGUUCUGCAUGUUCCGCAAAGGAGCCAAUUGCCUCAGAUACAACCAAAUAGGACGCUAACUACGACAUUGGAUGUUGAGCCCAUAACCACUUUUUUACGGCUACGAGUGGACGCCUUAAACGAUUUGGUCAUGAGCACAUCUAAAACAGCUGCAUCUUACCAUGGCUGUGAUAACCAAUGGAAUCUAGUGCAACAGAUAUUGGCGUCACAGGAGGAAAAAGUUGAAUCAAUUUUGAAAGAGUCUACGGUCGACGCGGACACUAUGCCAGUUAUUCAAACCUUGAUGCAAACGCGUGAUAAAUUAGAGCUGGCCGCCACAUCUAUCUCGCUACUACAUCUGGGAGGAAUAUUGCUGCAAUUAGUAAGUGAUGAAAUCAACGCUGUGAAUGAAGCCUUCACAGUUGUGACGAAAGAAGGACAUAAUACAAGGUCCAAACAAAUGAAGCAGAGUUGA